AUGGUGACUUCGAGAAUACCGGCUUAUUCUCUGAGUUCGGAGUUCAACAGGGAGUUCAGAAGUUUCCGCAUAACGCGAGCCACACCACGGUCGACUCUGUACGCUCCCGCUAUUGUUCCUAUACACGAGUACCCGAGGGUCAGCGUGCACGAGCGGCGGGAAGCACUUAAAGCUGCACUGGCAAAGGCGUGGUCUUCCAAGAGCAGUGAAAAGAAAAAGCACGACACGUGGACCGUGCCUACUGAACAAAGCAGAGUUGGCAUCACUGCGGCCGAUUUCACCGGCAAGACACAGUACAAGAACGGCGUCAACGGCGACGUAUCGCGUGUUGCACUUGCCAAACACGAAUUCGAGAGCAAGGAUGCUGAACGAACAGAGACUGCCGACAACAGAACUGAUAGUGGCCAGCCUGCUAGCUUUACAUACAGCCGUGUUAAUGGAAACGGUAUCGAUAUACAAGAAACACUUAAAAAGGGCUGUGAUAAAGGUUUACACAAUAAAGAUUUAAGUUAUAGCGAUUACCUAAAUAAUGUUCCUAAAUGUAAAACUAGUUUCGAAAAUAACUUCCUCAAACAAAGCCACGAGGAACGCUAUAGCAAACGAAAUGGGUACGAUGCAACGACUAAACGAGUCGAUAGAGACAUCAACCUGAACAAUCUCGAAUAUAGCAGCCUAAACGGCGACACGUACGAUUCUUUGAAGUAUUCGCGAACUGCGAACGGAACUGAAUCAGUACAAUAUAAAAAUUACGGUAAGGUAGACACCGUUAAAAGCAAAUUGCUCAGCACAGAUAGCCCCAAAAGCGUGACGUCUUGCAACGGAGAGAAAUUAAAUGGAUACGGUGGUUUGGAACGGCGCAGUGCAAAAGAGCAACAGCGGCCUUUGACGAGCGGUCCUAAGGCGAUCGUUGAACAGAGGUUAGCCGAACGUCUCGAGGUGAAGGUGGCUGAAUUACCCGCUCUCUACCGGGGUGUAGACUCCUGGACACCGAAAUCAGCCGCAUUCCAGAAGAACAUGCGCGACCACGAGUGGAGCGUUUCGUAUGUACCAACAUCCAACACAAUGUCCCAUACUAACAUACUCCAUACCUUUAAUUUCACAGAUUAUUUAAACCUUGGUUUUGUGUGUUCGUAA
Spodoptera littoralis (African cotton leafworm) is the source of this 1134-nucleotide messenger RNA. NCBI's taxonomy places the organism in Eukaryota, Metazoa, Arthropoda, Insecta, Lepidoptera, Noctuidae. The record is from the annotation of a GenBank genome assembly.